AUGCUGCAAACGCGUUGUUGUUUAAGAAGAAAGAACGAUUUUGCCUCGUCCUCACUCCUCGUUGCACUCUUAGCAAUCGCGGCUUGUGCAUCCUCGUUCGUCACCCCGGCUCUUGCGGGAGGUUUGGGAAGAGAAAGAAGGUGCCCGCCAGUUCCAACGGUUUCAGACGUAAGCAUCGAAGCGUACGCCUCGAAACCUUGGUACGUCCAAGCGCAACUUCCAAACAGGUAUCAACCCGUUGAAAACCUUUUCUGCGUGAGAGCGGUGUAUACCGUGACGUCUCCGACGACGUUGGACGUGUUUAAUUUUGCUCGAAAAGGUUCGGUGGAAGGUGAGCCUUCCAACGAAGAUAUGGUCUUGAACGCGUUCAUACCCGACGUCGACGUCAAAAGUAAACUGAAGGUCGGUCCGAAAUUCGUGCCGAGAGCACUAUACGGCGAUUAUUGGAUCGUCGCGUACGAAGAAGAAGAGGGGUGGGCCAUUAUUUCUGGAGGUCAACCUACGAUUUUUGUUUCCGACGGUUUGUGCACCACGGAAAGCGGUAACCAAGGCUUAUGGUUGUUUACGAGAGAGAAGGAGGUUUCCGAGGAACUCGUCGAAACGAUGAAGAAAAAAGCGAACGCGUUGGGCAUCGAUACGAGCAUGUUGGUCACAGUUCAGCAAACAGGAUGCGAGUAUCCGUAA
This is a messenger RNA of Bathycoccus prasinos, 684 nucleotides long. RefSeq lists its product with no specific name. The transcript has a single exon. The record is from RefSeq and is a predicted model, not a curated record. NCBI's taxonomy places the organism in Eukaryota, Viridiplantae, Chlorophyta, Mamiellophyceae, Mamiellales, Bathycoccaceae. The coding region runs from base 1 to 684 and encodes 227 amino acids.